This is a messenger RNA of Morone saxatilis (striped sea-bass), 3586 nucleotides long. Its product is annotated as tumor necrosis factor ligand superfamily member 10-like. NCBI's taxonomy places the organism in Eukaryota, Metazoa, Chordata, Actinopteri, Moronidae. Gene Ontology annotation, cellular component: membrane. Gene Ontology annotation, biological process: immune response. Gene Ontology annotation, molecular function: tumor necrosis factor receptor binding. The record is from RefSeq and is a predicted model, not a curated record.
CGGCCCCGCCUCCUCCUCCUCCUCCUGCUUGCAGGAGACGGGGAGGGUAGAAGUCAAGGAGUCAGUUCUCUGCCAUUGUUCUUGUUCUGGAAGUCUGGGAACGGGACGGGACGACGCUGGUCGGGUACCGGACGGCGGGUCUGUCGUUAUGACGGGCUCCGGUCCGAAGCUCGGGGUCCUGCUGCUGCUGGCGGUUCUGCUGCAGACUGUGGUCGUCACCAUCACGGUGCUGCACUUCACCACUGCUCUCAAUUCGAUGAAGGAGACGUUUGCCAGGAGCAGCGUUUCCUGUCUGACGGGAGCUGACCUGCAGAGCAUCACGGCGGUUCGGGGGGAUCCGUGCUGGCAGGUGACUCAGCAGCUUCAUCUGCUCAUCGAGAAGUCUCUGUCUCAGCGCUACCAGAGGCAGAUUUCAUCGGCAGUGAGAGAUGAAGUAUCUCGGGUGCUGCCCUCGCUUGUGAUGGUAGACAGGGCUUCACCUCGCCCCAAAGUGGCAGCCCAUGUCACCGGCAGCUUCGUGCCCAAACUGGAGCGAGAGGGAGGAGCUCCGGUUGCUGCUGGCCGCCGGGUUCACGGACAGAAGAUCUCGUGGUGGGAGGGGCAGAAGGGGCUGGCCUUCCUCCAGGACGUCCAGCUGGUGGACGGAGAGCUGGUGGUGCCACAGCCCGGCCUCUACUACGUCUACGCCCAGACCUACUUCAGACACACCCACUCCCUGGAGGACGAGGGCGAGGACGGCGAGGAGGCGGAGGACAGGGGGAGACCCCUGCUGCAGUACGUCUAUAAAAAGGUGAGCUCCUACGCGGUUCCCAUCCUGCUGAUGAAGACGAGCCGAACCUCCUGCUGGUCCCGGGGAUCCCAGUUCUCCCUGCACUCCGCCCACCAGGGGGGGCUGUUCCCGCUCGGCAGCGGCGACCGCCUGUUUGUCACCGUGACCAACGCCUCCGCUGUGGACAUGGACGAGAAAAGCAGCUUCUUUGGGGCGUUCCUCAUCAGCUAGACUCGAGAUCGCAGGUUGAUCUGGGGGAAACCAACCAGACGCCAUCACGUUGUUUUUAAUGUUUGUGAUGAAUCAGUCUGAGGAAAACAUCAAACCGUUGCAGCCGCGAGAGACUGAAUGAACCCAGAGACUGAAAAACUGCAGCAGCAACUCGUCGGGACAAUCUGUCUCUUUAUUAAGGAUCACAAACUAAAAAGAAUGUGACAACACUGGUUUUGUGAUUGAUUGACUGAUUUGAUCCGUGUGUGUGUCAGAGAGAGCCAAUCAAACUCUGUGACUCUACAGACAUUACAAUUUGUACAAACGUGUCUUUGAGGCAGAAUCAUGAGUAUUUAGCUUUUUAAAAGUAAAUUAAAGUGUUGAGCAACAGAUUUUCUAAACUAACCCUUCCUAAGUCCCGCCCCCUUUUUUGCUCUGUCCUCCAAUAACAGUCUAGAUAUGACUAUAUCUGUCUUUUUUUAACUAUCUUUACAUUUUGGUUGUGUUAGCAUAGCUUUUGAGCUGCAUUCUCCUCACCUGUCACUAGGAUUUUUGUCUUUUUUCUCUAUAAAUCUUUAAAAAAAGUUUUUAAAGACAAGCGCACAAAACCAAAAAGUGUAAUAAAGUGGUAGCUCACGACUAAUCUGGUUAUAAUCUGCCAUUUGAAAGUAUUUUCAAAUGUGUAAAGUUGGCUUGUACCUGGACUCACAAACUCACCUUUAACAGCCACAAGGGGGCGGUGUUUUUGACAUCGCAAGCUUAGAUAUACACGUGCCGACCCGGCGCCACCUGUAGGAAAGCAAAUGUUGUAGCAGUUUAGACCUUUUUUUUUAUAACUAAUGCUGGAGGAUUUGUUCUUUACUGAGAAAAAACUGGGCUCUGAGAAUUGUUUGUAUUAGUGAUAAUCCAGCCACAUAAAUGUUAGGUGGAUGUUUGUGUAAAGAUGUAAAUAUUGUGUUAUAUUUUGUGUUUUUAUUUUUCUAAUAAGCCUGUAAAUUCUGGGUCUGGGAGCUCUCCAUGAAUCUGCUCUUCAUUUCCCCUCAGCGAGCUGUCGAACAUGCACGAACCCAGACAGUCAGGGGAGUGGUUGCCCGAGGUGUAACAUCACCACCUCUUCCUCCAUGAGUUUUACAGUAGAUUUAAAAAACACUGCUCCUCACUGGGCCGUGUUUUUGUUGGCAGUCUCUCUCUCUUUCUGCUGUCAGUCUUCCAGCGUGUUGGCCCGUCCCUCGCAACCGUUCUCCAAAUGGUGCAUUAAAUGCUCCCCGACGGUUGGUAUUCUCGGGCAUUCAUGUCACGUUGGAUUAAAUGCAGAUGUGACAUGCAGACUUUGGAGGAGGAUCAUUCGUGUGGGAUUAUUUUUCUAAAGCUCGUCUGGCUUCCAUGUGAUUGUGGCGAACACUGCAACAAAAUCUACUAAUGUUCAAGGACGCAUAAACCAAAAUUACCGGUUACAUUUGACCGAAAGAGAGUUGGAUGAAUCAGUGAUUGUAACAGAUUGCGCUUGGAGAUUUAGAUAAUUGUUGUAUGAUAAAAGGAAUCUUAACUCAAGGUCUACUGUCUAGGUUUCUCUUGGGAGAGUUACGGUAUAAGAUGUCAUAUACAACAGAUUCACACGGUUCCUUAUACAUUAAAUUCAAGGGCUUUUUAAGAGAGUUAAAAGAGUUUCCAGGCCCAGUUCCCUCUAAUUCAAGGACCCAACAGGGCACAGUUUGAGACACAGAUCAAGGUUAAUUACUGAGAGAAACUAAUAAUUUGAAAUGAGGGGCUGAUUUUGGGGGACUGUUGCAGCCUAAAAUGUCCAAUUUCACUGCAGUUUCUCAAUAAAAUUGCAAUGAAAUUGUGUGAGAAAGUUAAAAUUGUACAAAGUUGUGCAACUUCUUCCAGAAAGAAUCAAAUCAAUAGUCAUUUGGUGAAGUGUGGCUCAACUUUUUUGCGUGGGAGGGCUACUAUGAUUGGUGAAACUCACAGGGAACUACAAUGAUUUGUCAAAUUUAAGUCGGUUUUCCCCUCAAAUUCACAAACUUUGAAGGAUUUCAAGGAUCUGCGGACACCGUGGGUUUAUGUAACUGAAUGGCUGAUGAAGGUCGUGAGUCGAAAGCUCCAGCACAAAUCUUAAAAGGGUUAAAUUGACUAAAUCACCCAGUAUCAGCAUCCAAACAUUGUAUUUUCCAACAUGACAUGAAUGCAGCGUUCACUGUAGCACUUCUGUAAAUAUCACUUCUACUUUUUCUCUUUAAUUUCUUGUUUUUGCCACUAAAGUAUAUCUUCUUUACAUGAUUUUGUUUUGGUGUUGGUAAUCCACAAAGAUAACAGUGGGAAGGGUAUACUCCAGGAACAAACACGAUGUCUCGAAUGGAUUGUGGAGGUUUAACAGUAACCUGGGACACGGAUGUAAAUGCAGCCAGUACCUUAUGUUCAACCUCCACCUGGAGUCAGUCUUCUGCUGGACCUCGAACACCUGAAAAGCAUCAAACAGUGAACACCUGUACACCAAUCAGCUGGCAGACCAUCAAACACGAAAUAGACCAAAACUAAAUGUGAAUGUAAAUAAUGAGGAGUUUUUUUUGUCUGUAAAUAUGUAAAAUAAAGACACUGUAAGAGGAA